Ipomoea nil (Japanese morning glory) is the source of this 1041-nucleotide messenger RNA. RefSeq lists its product as uncharacterized. The transcript has a single exon. The coding region runs from base 1 to 1041 and encodes 346 amino acids. NCBI's taxonomy places the organism in Eukaryota, Viridiplantae, Streptophyta, Magnoliopsida, Solanales, Convolvulaceae. The record is from RefSeq and is a predicted model, not a curated record.
AUGGACGAGUGUAUGGCCCUCAAGAGACAGAUCGAGGAGCUCAUCAGGCGGGGGUACCUAGGCCAAUACGUGAAGAGGACAGGGCAGGACCCCACCAAAGGCCUCGACAACGCACGGAAGAAGAAGGGCGGUGCCGGACCAUCCGCCUCUGCCCCGCGCAAGAGGGAACUCGGUCAACUCACGGAGUACGAGGAGACCGAACCAGACAGCCCGCCAAAGAAGAAAGUCAUCCACGUCAUCUUCGGCGGCCCGGAGGGUGGAGACACGCCCGCCGAGAGGAAGAGGUUGGCGCGGAGCCUAUAUGUGGGGGAGGUCGUCCGGGUACCCCAAGAAAAGAGGACACGCUGGGAGCCCAUAACAUUGACCGACGACGACCUCCCGGAUGGCCCCCUGCCCCACCGAGACGCAUUGGUAAUUAGGCUGGAGAUCAAGGACAUCAUUGUCCACCGUGUACUAGUGGAUACGGGGAGCUCCGUGAACGUCAUGUAUUAUGGCACCUUCACGCAACUCAGGCUAUCCCGGAAGCAGCUCUCCCCGGUACGGACCCCGCUAUCUGGUUUCACCGAGGACUCCAUCGAAACAGAGGGCUCCAUCACCCUCAAGGUACAAAUCGGCACCCCGCCCCACGUCAAAAGGUGGGAGGUGGAGUUCGUGGUGGUCAAAACCAGUUGUGCCUACAAUAUCAUCUUCGGCCGACCUGCCCUAGAGGACCUCAGGUGCAUCAUUUCCAUGGAGCACAUCUGCCUCAAGUUCCCCACCCCCACAGGAGCGGGUGUCGCGCGAGGAGACCAGAAGAUCAGCCGGAGCUGCUACUUGAAGGCAUGCCGCCAAAUAACAAGGAAGGACCUCAAGGUACAAACUGUAACCGAGAAGGCGCUUCGAGAGGAGGAGAAGCGGCCCCCAGGCGAACCCGCGCUGGAGACGGAAGAGGUCAUUCUGGACCCCAUCGGGCAAGACGAUGGACAGGGUGUGGAACGCGGAGCACUCGCUGAAAUUUUACCAGUAGAAUCACAUUUUUACGGCCUACCCCCUCCCCAAUAA